Molecule: messenger RNA, 753 nt
Organism: Fraxinus pennsylvanica
Lineage: Eukaryota; Viridiplantae; Streptophyta; Magnoliopsida; Lamiales; Oleaceae
Source: the annotation of a GenBank genome assembly
AUGUUAUUUAGUUUUGAUGAUGCGAAAAUUGGGCAAUUGCCCAAAAAGCAAGCAUUGGCCGAGAACUCAAUGAUUGAGAACAAUGCUAUGUCACAGAGUUUGUAUGAGCAGACAAAUAAGAAUGUGUCACAAGGUACAUCAGCAUUUCUAAUCUGGAGCAAAGAAAAUCUUCCAAACAACUUUCAGGUGAUUGGUAUUUGUUUUAUAAUGGAAGCCAAAUUCUUUCGCUUUCUUAAGAUUGUUGGAGUUGGUUUCAAAGCCAGAGCAGAAGCAGAAGGUCGUCUCUUGUACCUUAAACUUGGUUAUAGCCACGAGGUCGAACUUACUGUACCUCCUGCAGUUCGUGUGUUUUGCUUCAAAAACAACGUGGUUUGCUGCACUGGGAUUGACAAGGAAAGAGUGCAUCAAUUUGCUGCUGCUGUCCGUAAUUGUAAGCCUCCUGAAGUUUACAAAGGCAAAGACAGUAGUGCAGGAUUAAGGAAGCAAGUGAGGACGAACUACCUGUCCUUAAGUGUUAUUACCGGCAAUUCUGAAGGAGCAUUGAGAGAUCCAAAAAGAAGUCACACUGAAAUUAAUAAUUUAAGCUGCAAAAACUUGGAGGCCAACGCUACAAGUGGCUUAGAAGAUGCAGAGGGAAAACAGUACUCAUGUAGAAAAGAAGCCUUGCACGAAGCCACGCCUAAUCCGAGGCCUUGUCCAAUUAAGAACUCGUGUCUAUUCCGUUGUUCAGUAUUGCUUUGUACUGUGGACUGA